AAUAGUACACUCAGCAUCUACUAAUCCAGUAGAAGAGAAAAACAAAAAAAACUUUUGAAUUCUCCAUUGAUCUGCUAUUUUUGACUUCCACAUUCACCGGAAUUUAUCCAGAUUUACCGGUCUUUGUUUUUCCGGCCGAAACCAUGCCAGAGCUGGUUCAAGCAGCACAAGUCUACGCGCCGACGAGAACUUUACAAAUUUGGAAAUCGCUACUGAACUGGCUAGCUUUCUUCUUCCAGAUCUUUGUUCAGAUCCUCAGAGGAACGCCUUGUGUAACUCAGGUUCUAUCCUACUUUGGCGUUCGCAAUAGCUCUCUUCUCUCUUCCUCUCCGCAGUUCAAGCCGUUGCCUGACGUUGAGCCGCCGGAGAAGGAGGAGGCGCCGCCGACAUCAUCCGUUGCUCUCUCGACUCUGCAAAUCACCACCGGAAGUGUCCCGAUUAGUGUUGAGGAGGAACGUUUACAGAGGCUCACGGUGGUUCUUGACUUGGAUGAAACUUUAAUUUGUGCAUAUGAGACAUCAAGUUUGCCUACCAUCAUUUGCACCCAGGCAACAGAGGCUGGGUUGAAGUGGUUUGAGCUUGAGUGCGUAUCUUCGGAAAAGGAAUAUGAUGGCAAACCUAAAAUCAACUAUGUCACAGUUUUUGAACGUCCUGGAUUACAUGAGUUUCUAAAACAACUCAGCGAGUUUGCUAAUCUGGUCUUGUUUACUGCUGGACUUGAAGGAUAUGCAAGACCCGUUGUUGACAAAAUUGACCUUGAGAAUCUGUUUAGCCAUAGGCUUUAUCGUCCUUCAACUAUUAGCACGGAAUUCCGGGAACAUGUGAAGGAUCUGUCAUGCAUAUCAGAGGAUUUAUGCCGGAUUGUCAUUGUUGAUAACAACCCAUUCAGUUUCUUAUUACAGCCUUUAAAUGGAAUCCCAUGCAUUUCAUUUUCUCCUGGACAACCCCAUGACAACCAGCUUUUGGAAGUAAUCCUUCCACUUCUCAAGCAUCUAUCUGAGCAGACGGAUGUAAGGCCUGUGCUUCGCGAAAGGUUUCAAAUGCCCGAAUGGUUUCAAAACCAUGGAAUCCCUACUUGUGAAUUCACAAAUAUACGAUGAACUUUUGCAAAUAAUUUUUUUUGCUAUUCCAGGAGACAUGACACACCUAUACUCUAAAUUUGUUGUACAAGGUUAGUGCCUCUUCACCGGUAGAACAAAUUUUUGUAUAGAUUAUUUGUGCAGAGGAGUAGCCUAGCCAUCUAUGAAUUCCCAAAUUUAUAUAUCUAUUUAGAUUCUUUUGUAACUUUGUUUAUAGCUUCCAUUGUGAGAAGAUAUUCAUGUAUGUGCAAUUGUUAUAAAUAGUGAUUUCCAAUAUUUAUACCUUCUCUCACCAAAAUUUAUGUAUAGAUUUGAUGAUUAGUAGCUCUCUCCAGCAGUUGCUAAGUGUUAAAAUAUUUUUUGUGGCUACAGUAUUAUUAUUCCUGGUCUUUUAAGUAAAUUUUGUAUUUUUUCAAUUUCUAAAAUCCUUGGAGGCUAUAUGCAACAACAACAACAAACACAGUGUAAUUCCACAAGUGAGGUUUGGAGAGGAUGGAGUAUAUGCAGAUCUUAUAUCUACCCCUACCUUGAAAGACAGAAAAAUUGUUUCUGAUAGAUCCUCGGUCAAGGUAAAGCAUACCAAGGCCAAAGAGUAGAGGCUAUAUGCACAACUAAACAUGUAGAGACUGUUUCUUUAGCUUUUUAUCAAGAAUAUUCUCUAGUAAAAUCAAAGGAUUAGAGGAAUGGACCUCCAAGGCCAUUGAUUGUGUUUGAGA
Messenger RNA from Solanum dulcamara, 1795 nucleotides. RefSeq lists its product as uncharacterized. Gene Ontology annotation, molecular function: phosphoprotein phosphatase activity. The transcript is spliced from 6 exons. The record is from RefSeq and is a predicted model, not a curated record. NCBI's taxonomy places the organism in Eukaryota, Viridiplantae, Streptophyta, Magnoliopsida, Solanales, Solanaceae. Bases 144 to 1100 code for a protein of 318 amino acids.